Messenger RNA from Colius striatus (speckled mousebird), 1742 nucleotides. It is a transcript of the gene LAG3, whose product is annotated as lymphocyte activating 3. Gene Ontology annotation, biological process: interleukin-15-mediated signaling pathway; T cell activation; positive regulation of ERK1 and ERK2 cascade. Gene Ontology annotation, molecular function: MHC class II protein binding; protein tyrosine kinase binding. Bases 62 to 1585 code for a protein of 507 amino acids. The record is from RefSeq and is a predicted model, not a curated record. The transcript has 8 exons. Gene Ontology annotation, cellular component: external side of plasma membrane; membrane raft. NCBI's taxonomy places the organism in Eukaryota, Metazoa, Chordata, Aves, Coliiformes, Coliidae.
AACUGACCAAGCACUGAACUGAGUGGGAAGACGCAGCCCCUCGCCUCUCCUGGAUGCCACCAUGAGGCAGGUGUCCCUGGUGCCGUUCCUCACCUUCGCUCUGCUGGCUCUCAACGCUGGCCACAUCCUAUCGGGAGCAGCAGAGGGGGAAGGCAAGGAGCUGAAAGUGUGGGCGAGUGCAGGAAGUUCAGCUGUGCUGCCAUGUCACCUAAGCCCCAGAAAGCUGUGGAAGAGCUGGAAGCAGCUGCCUGACAAGACAUCUGUGCAGUGGAAGCGGCAUGGGGGAAGUGGCCACCAGGACUCACACAUGGUGCUGGAGGUGGGCUACUCGGGUCUCCGGAAGACAGCGCUGCCCAUGAGGCCCCGGGUGUCGGUCCAGGACUCUGCCUUACGCAAUGGCAACUUCUCCCUGCGAAUUGACCCGGUCCGGAGCGAGGACGCGGGGCUGUAUGAGGCACGCGUGGCAUACAACACAGAGGUCCAGAGCUGCCAGGUGGAGUUGGGGGUAAUUACAGUAACCCUGAGUCCACCCGGCCCUGUGGUAGAAAACGAGCCACUGGUGUUGAGCUGCAACUCUAGCCACAGGGCCAGCCUCGUGGAGACGUGCUGGUUCCACAAUGGGCGCCUGGUCCCCACCUCCAGGACCUCCUGCUCCUCGCAUGGGGCUCUCUCUCUUUUCCGGCCAGCCAUGAGUGAUGCAGGCUCCUGGCGCUGUCAGCUCAGAUACUCUGACAAUGAGAUCAUUUCUGCCACAUACAAUCUACAAAUUCUAGGUUUUGAUGGCCCAACGAAUCCUGUGGUCUAUGCUGCAGCCGGCUCUGCGGCUGACCUACCAUGUAUGCUGAGCCACCCUCCCAGCGCCUUUGGGAUCAACAUGGUGACAGUCCACUGGAGCCGUCUGGCAGGAGGGUACCCGCAAGACUGGAGUGUUUCCCAGAACUGCAGCAGCAGAAGCUCCCCACUUCCUCUCCCUGAGGUGGGGCUGGGUGAUGCAGGACAGUACCGCUGUGCUGUCUCUGUUGGCAGCAAGACAAUCAGCACAGACGUGACCUUGUCGGUGGUUACAGUCACUCCAAGCAUCCAAGGGCCAGUUUCAGAGGGGUCUCAUUUGCUGCUCCUCUGCAGUCUCACACACUCCCGGGGACAUGAACGUUUGCAGUGGAAGCAUCUCAGCUCAGCCCCCACCAACAGCAGACUGGCUGUAGCCACCUCCCAUAACCUGGAAGGCCACUGGUCCCAGACAGCCGCUACCUUGGAAAUAGCCCAAGUGUCACAAAAGGAUGUGGGCAUAUGGGAGUGCAGUGUAUAUGGCCCAGAAGGGAGGCUGGGAGCAGUGCAGUAUGAGCUGCAGGUCACAGGUGCCCAGGUCUCCAGCCCUCCCACCAUCUUCAGUGGGCAGGUUACUUUUGGGCUCACACUCACCCUCUUCCUCGUGCUUAUGGUCUGUGUUCUGGCUUUGGCCCUACAAAAAAGGAGACGGCCUCCUGCCUUCCCAGCGCUGGAAGGGAUGGUUGCAGUCACUCUGCCAAUGAAGAAAGAGAUGGAGGAAAACCAGAAAGAGAAGGUCCAGCAAACCGAGUGCUGAUGGGAACAGAGACACCAGGCCCAAUCUGCAUGGGAGGAUGAAACUGUGUGCCAUGCAUGCUGUAGAGAGAUGGGCACCGUGCACACCGCUCAGGACGGUCUAGAGACGGCAUAAACAUAGCAGGAUGCCGUGAGAGCUCUGUACCCGCAGCAGGGCU